Molecule: messenger RNA, 624 nt
Organism: Ipomoea nil (Japanese morning glory)
Lineage: Eukaryota; Viridiplantae; Streptophyta; Magnoliopsida; Solanales; Convolvulaceae
Exons: 1
Coding region: 1-624 (207 amino acids)
Source: RefSeq, a predicted model, not a curated record
AUGGCUCAGCCGUAUCUCCAUGACCUUCGCAUCCCAGGAAGCAAGGAUUAUGAUGGGAAGAUGGACCCGAAGGUUCACGUCAACUCUUAUUACGGGAACAUGCUGAUGAUGGGGGUGACAGACGCAGUCAUGUGUCGCGCUUUCUAUUCUACACUAACCGGUCGGGUCGCCAAGUGGUUUAAAUCAUUAGAGCCAGGCUCGAUCACUUGCUUCGCCAAUAUAGAAACCAAGUUCGUCCGAAAGUUUGUGACUUCCAAGACCAUUCGGAAGCACUUCAUGUAUCUGGAGAAUGCAAAGCAAUUAGAGGGCAAAUCCCUCUCAAAUUUUUUGCUCAAGUGGAAGAGCGCGAUUGGAGAGGUCGAGCCCAUGGACGACCUGACGGCAAUACACAUGGUACAUUCCUCCCUCCAGGCAGGACACCUGUACCAGGACUUUAUCUUGCACCCACCUUUGACAUACGAGGAGGCUAUUCGCCGAGUGGCCGAUUAUGCGAACGCGGGAGAAGCGAAUGCUGCUAAGCGAUCGCAGGAAGUUGGCCCUAGCCAGAGAGCACCAGGGAAAUCAGAAGGACGGCAGCCCGACCAGCAGGGUAGGGGUCAUGACCAACAGACAGAUUCCAACUAG